AUGGAAAAUUAUCUUAAACCUUACAAAUGGUCAUAUUUGAAUGAAGUAGUUGAAAGGUCAAAUGAUACGCAGCAACAGACAGGACAUUUUAGAAUUACAAAUGCUAUUUCAAAGCCAAGGCAUGUAUUUAUUUUUGGAAUUGAUACAGCAAGAAUUGAUGCACAAACAGAAAAUCCAUUUUUAUACGACACUUUUAAUCUGCCAAAUAAUGCUAAUAUAUCAAGAUGUUACCUGGAAGUUGCAAAUGGAAAUGAAUACCCAGAUAUUCACUUUAAACCUUCCACAGAUUUGUCAAGAGUUUUUAGAGAUGUAAUGUCAUAUGUUUAUGCAAAUAAUGAUUAUCAAGGUGGAACAUUACUUAAUAGAAGUAAUUUUAAAUCUUUAUUUCCUUUUGUUUAUUUUGACCUGACAAAGCAAAAAAUGGACAUCAAAGAUGGUGUUACAAAAUUAGCAUUUCAUUACGAAUUAUCUGCUAAUCCAGACGCUGAUUAUAAUAUUUACGCAUUAGUCUUACAUGAAAGAGUAGCAGAAAUAUCACAACAAGAUGGAAAACUAUUGCUUCGUGCAUAG
This is a messenger RNA of Porites evermanni, 570 nucleotides long. Lineage: Eukaryota; Metazoa; Cnidaria; Anthozoa; Scleractinia; Poritidae. The record is from the annotation of a GenBank genome assembly.